UACAUGACUGCUGGUACCACGAGCAAAGGCGGUCGGCCUUUGAACAAGAACACUUCCGGGGCCUGGUCCGCUGGUACAGUAAUAUUAGACAUGGGUAGAACGAGCGAGGGGGGGAGGGGGGUAGACGUCACGGCAGUCCGCAGGCCACACCCGCUUAUAUCUGCAAAUACUCUGUUUGGUGAUCAUGUGAGGCGAUAAACAGCUUGAACGAACUCUAUGAGUGGUACUCCCACGAUACUUUGCGCUCACCUCAUUGCGGGUGUUGUGGUUCCGACUCCGGACGGGCUGGUAUCGAUGCAAACUCUCGUCGAAGAAACGGCCCGGAAUAUCGAGAGCUCACUCGAGCUCUUGUGAUGACACACAAGAAACAAAUACAAUAUCCUAGUACUUGUCCCGAGGACUUGCAAACACUUUCACCCCUGGACGUUGCGUGCCAUGUGCCAACAACAUUAGAAACGUUGAGCAGCCU
This is a messenger RNA of Phanerochaete carnosa HHB-10118-sp, 469 nucleotides long. RefSeq lists its product as uncharacterized. Bases 4 to 198 code for a protein of 64 amino acids. Lineage: Eukaryota; Fungi; Basidiomycota; Agaricomycetes; Polyporales; Phanerochaetaceae. The record is from RefSeq and is a predicted model, not a curated record. The transcript has a single exon.